AUGUCAGCUCCGGCCCCCAAUCCCGUCGUGGCGCCUGAUCAUGUUCACGCGCUGCUCAAUCGUCUUCACGAGGAGUCCCUCACCCAAGAAGCAGCGCUCCCGUCCACGUAUUUGAGCAACCCCGAUGGAUUUGAUGACUUGAUGAGAGACAAAUUCAUUGCUCUAGAUCAGGAUAAGUGUCAAUUUGUCUAUCAGCUUGCCAGAGCAAUUGGGGCUCGCAACAUUGCUGAGAUCGUGGGAAGCAAUCUAGACCGCUUCGGUGGCGAGGGUAAAGUCAUUGCCACAGAAAAAGAGAACACAAAAGCCGAGAAGGCUCGUCAACACUGGAAGGAAGCCGGUGACGAUCUGGUGACGCGCCAUAUCGAUUUGAGAGAAGGAGAUCUUCUCGAGACGUUAAAGAGUAAUGUUCCGCAGCUUGAUCUAGUCCUCAUUGACAUCUGGGCUCCUGUCGCCCUACCUGCACUGAAGCUGCUGGAACCGAGGCUCAGGCCUGGAGCUGUUGUCAUCAUCGACAAUUCAAUUAGUUCUGCCACUAGAUACAAGGAGCUAUUAGGCCACCUGAGGUCUCCAACAAAUGGAUAUACAAAUCUGACGCUCCCGUACUCCAACGGUUUGGAGUUGUGCGUCAAGAUCUAA
This is a messenger RNA of Trichoderma breve, 636 nucleotides long. RefSeq names its product methyltransferase domain-containing protein. The transcript is spliced from 3 exons. The record is from RefSeq and is a predicted model, not a curated record. Bases 1 to 636 code for a protein of 211 amino acids. NCBI's taxonomy places the organism in Eukaryota, Fungi, Ascomycota, Sordariomycetes, Hypocreales, Hypocreaceae.